Anguilla anguilla (European eel) is the source of this 1663-nucleotide messenger RNA. RefSeq names its product YJU2 splicing factor homolog (gene yju2). The record is from RefSeq and is a predicted model, not a curated record. Gene Ontology annotation, cellular component: U2-type catalytic step 1 spliceosome. The transcript is spliced from 8 exons. NCBI's taxonomy places the organism in Eukaryota, Metazoa, Chordata, Actinopteri, Anguilliformes, Anguillidae. Gene Ontology annotation, biological process: mRNA splicing, via spliceosome. The coding region runs from base 100 to 1149 and encodes 349 amino acids.
GGAAGUGCCAUGUUAGAGUCGUUUCGUUAGCUGUUAGCGACUUUCUGUGGACAAGUUACUGGUUUCAAUUUCCGUGUAGAUUUACUACUAUUUGAAGUCAUGUCGGAAAGAAAGGUUUUAAACAAAUACUACCCGCCGGAUUUUGAUCCAUCUAAAAUUCCCAAACUCAAAUUACCAAAAGAUCGUCAGUAUGUUGUGCGGUUGAUGGCACCGUUCAAUAUGAGGUGUAAGACCUGCGGCGAGUACAUCUACAAAGGGAAGAAGUUCAAUGCCCGAAAGGAGACGGUCCAGAACGAGCUCUACAUGGGUCUGCCCAUCUUCCGCUUCUACAUCAAGUGCACGCGCUGCCUGGCCGAGAUCACGUUCAAGACCGAUCCGGAGAACACAGACUACGCCAUGGAGCACGGAGCCACCCGCAACUUCCAGGCGGAGAAGCUGCUCGAGGAAGAGGAGAAGAAGGUGCAGAGAGACAGGGAGGAGGAAGAGCUGAACAACCCCAUGAAGGUUCUGGAGAACCGGACCCGCGACUCCAAGCUGGAGAUGGAGGUCCUGGAGAACCUGCAGGAGCUGAAGGAGCUGAACCAGCGCCAGGCCCAGGUGGACUUCGAGGGCAUGCUCUGCCGACACAAGCACCUGGAGGAGCAGGAGAGGAGGAGGCAGGAGGAGGAGGACGAGAGGGAGACCAGGGACAUGCUGGAGAGAGCUCUGGUGAAGAGGCUGAGGGACUCGGACUCAGACUCUGAUCAGGAGAGAGAGGACGGGAGGGAGGGAAACGCGCAGAAGUGCACCUCAGAAAAGCCCACAGACAUCCUGACCACGGACAGACCCACGGACGCCAAGGCCAGUGGGCCCCCACCUCCAGGGGGGGUGAAGCGAGCCCGGGUGGAGACCUGGGAGAGGAGCGUAGGAGGACUGGGCGGGGGAGCCCUGGGAUCCCUGGUGGUGAGGAAAAAACCAGGAAUCUCGGCCCCAAAACCUGAACUGGCAGCUCCGCCUCCAGCCCGGCCUGUCCAAUCAGAGGUCAGUGUUCCAAAGGCCACGUCGUCCAGUGUCACAGCACAGGCUUCCAGCAGCCAGCCAAUCGCGGCGCAGAACGGCUCAUCGCUGAGCUUGCUGGGAGCCUACUCUGACAGCGAUGACAGUGAAUGAGAGAAGGAGGGAAACGUUCUCGCGUGUUUUCGUGUGCAGCCAAAGCUGUGUUCAUCUCUCUACAUGGUUUCUUUUUCCCCUGACCUGGGCCCAGUCUCUCUCUCUCUCUCGCUCUCUCUCUCUCUCUCUCUCUCGCUCGCUCGCUCUCACUAGAUUUCUAGACCAGGGACGAGCGUGAGCGAGUCAGCGUCUCAUCGGGACGUGUCCCAGAUAUUUAAGGGGGAACGUCACCCUGUAUUCGGUUUUGGUGAUGGAGGUCAUCACGGUGGAAGAACUGAUGUUUUUGAUGUAGGUUACACCAAUUACUGUGAGUAACUCUAAACUGAGCAAAUUAGGAUUAUUAGUUCCCCCUUUAACAAGGCUUUCUUUGCGGAAGAAAGCGAGAGAUUUGUGAGUGGUGUGCACAGUGGAUGCGCGUUUGUAAAACUUUACUGUAAUCCCUUUUGAAAAUAAAAAAAUAAUAAGAGGUGAUAAAGAAUGAAUGAAACAUUCCCUCUAAGGAAUUGUAAAAAAA